GCCGGCGGGGACCGGCGCGCGGUGCGGAGCUACGUCACAUCCGGCGUCCGGGCCCCAGGUUCCGGAAGAGGCUGCACCGUGGUGGCGGCGGCUGUGUCUGCCUUGAUGUUUGGUGUCUUUGCUGCCGGAGCCACGGAAAACACGGCAGCAUCAUGGUCGAGGAGGUACAGAAGCAUUCUGUGCAUACACUUGUGUUCAGGUCAUUGAAGAGGACCCAUGACAUGUUUGUAGCCGAUAAUGGAAAACCUGUGCCUUUGGAUGAAGAGAGUCACAAACGAAAAAUGGCAAUCAAGCUACGGAAUGAGUAUGGUCCUGUGUUGCACAUGCCUACUUUGAAAGAAAAUUUUAAAGAGAAGGGUCCUCAGAAUGCAUCAGACUCAUAUGGUCAUAAACAGUACCCUGCAAAUCAAGGACAAGAAGUUGAAUAUUUGGUGACCGGUACACAUCCCUAUCCACCAGGACCUGGGGUUGCUUUAACAGCAGAUACUAAGAUCCAAAGAAUGCCAAGUGAAUCAGCUGCACAGUCCUUAGCUGUAGCAUUACCUUCUUCUCAGGCCAGGGUUGAUGCCAAUCGUGCUGCACCUGCUGGAGGCUCUGACCGCUCACAGCCUGCAGGGAUGACUUUGGCUGUUAUGGAGGGUGGCAAUGCCAAGAACUCUGCACUCAUGGCAAAGAAGGCCCCGACAAUGCCAAAACCCCAGUGGCACCCGCCAUGGAAACUCUACAGGGUGAUCAGUGGGCAUCUUGGCUGGGUUCGAUGUAUUGCUGUGGAACCUGGAAAUCAGUGGUUUGUUACUGGAUCUGCUGACAGAACUAUAAAGAUCUGGGACUUGGCUAGUGGCAAAUUAAAACUGUCAUUAACUGGGCACAUUAGUACAGUUCGUGGUGUGAUAGUAAGCGCGAGGAGCCCAUACCUGUUUUCCUGUGGAGAAGACAAACAGGUCAAAUGCUGGGAUCUUGAAUAUAAUAAGGUUAUAAGGCACUAUCAUGGACAUCUGAGUGCAGUGUAUGGUUUGGAUUUGCACCCAACAAUUGAUGUGCUGGUAACCUGUAGUCGUGAUUCAACUGCACGGAUUUGGGAUGUGAGAACUAAAGCCAGUGUACAUACAUUAUCUGGACAUACAAAUGCAGUUGCUACAGUGAGGUGUCAAGCUGCAGAACCACAAAUUAUUACUGGAAGCCAUGACACUACAAUACGAUUAUGGGAUUUGGUGGCUGGAAAAACAAGAGUCACAUUAACAAAUCACAAAAAAUCAGUGAGAGCUGUAGUGUUACAUCCAAGACAUUACACAUUUGCAUCUGGUUCUCCAGAUAACAUAAAACAGUGGAAAUUCCCUGAUGGAAGUUUCAUUCAAAAUCUUUCUGGUCAUAAUGCUAUUAUUAACACAUUGACAGUAAAUUCUGAUGGAGUGCUCGUAUCUGGAGCUGACAAUGGAACCAUGCAUCUUUGGGAUUGGAGAACUGGCUACAAUUUCCAGAGAGUUCAUGCAGCUGUGCAGCCUGGGUCUUUGGACAGUGAAUCAGGAAUAUUUGCUUGUGCUUUUGAUCAAUCUGAAAGUCGGUUACUAACGGCUGAAGCUGAUAAAACCAUUAAAGUGUACAGAGAGGAUGAUACAGCGACAGAAGAAACUCAUCCAGUCAGCUGGAAACCAGAAAUUAUCAAGAGAAAGAGAUUUUAAUGUGACCUUGUCUUCAUGGCGUUUUGUUUUUUAUUUUUUAUUUGCUUGGUGGAUAUCCACUCGUUUUGUGCUCUGGCUAGCAGAAACUCACAUGUUCGAAUCAUUGCUGCUUCAUAUUUUACAAUAAAAUGUACUGUCUUCCC
Messenger RNA from Myotis daubentonii (Daubenton's bat), 1822 nucleotides. RefSeq names its product pleiotropic regulator 1 (gene PLRG1). Lineage: Eukaryota; Metazoa; Chordata; Mammalia; Chiroptera; Vespertilionidae. The record is from RefSeq and is a predicted model, not a curated record. Gene Ontology annotation, cellular component: precatalytic spliceosome; catalytic step 2 spliceosome; Prp19 complex. Gene Ontology annotation, molecular function: protein binding. Gene Ontology annotation, biological process: mRNA splicing, via spliceosome.